Molecule: messenger RNA, 2371 nt
Organism: Haliotis rufescens (red abalone)
Lineage: Eukaryota; Metazoa; Mollusca; Gastropoda; Lepetellida; Haliotidae
Exons: 5
Coding region: 227-2191 (654 amino acids)
Source: RefSeq, a predicted model, not a curated record
UGUCACAGUCAAUCUGGUGGGCCGACCUCCCUGCUGGCGCACUUAGAGCCGUGAAGCUGAGGGUGAUUAUGUGUACGACUAGUGUAUCAUUUCACACGCUACAGUUGAUGUCAUAACCGUGAUGUGCCUAGCGUACCUGUUUGGAGUUUGAAGAGAAGUAAAUGCCCUGAGAAACUAGGAGUGUUUAGCCCGACCCAUGGGCUGCGAGUGAUCCUAGGACCUCGUUAUGCACUUGCUUCUAGCUGUCGUGUGUGUAUAUCUGACCGUUCUGGGACAGACAGACACAUCGGGACUUUUAGAAAUAGAAGGACAGACAGGCCCACUGGGCCAUCUGGUACAGGAGGAACAAACAGGACAACUGGGACAUCUGGUAGAGGAGGGACAGACAGGCCCACUGGGACAUCUGGUAGAGGAGGGGCAGACAGGACAACUGGGACAUCUCGUAGAGGAGGAACAGACAGGACAACUGGGACAUCUGGUAGAGGAGGAACAGACAGGACCACUGGGACAUCUGGUACAGGAGGAACAGACAGGACCACUGGGACAUCUGGUAGAGGAGGAACAGACAGGACCACUGGGACAUCUGGUACAGGAGGAACAGACAGGACAACUGGGACAUCUGGUAGAGGAGGGGCAGACAGGACCACUGGGACAUCUGGUAGAGGAGGGGCAGACAGGACCACUGGGACAUCUGGUAGAGGAGGGGCAGACGGGACCACUGGGACAUCUGGUAGAGGAGGGACAGACGGGACCACUGGGACAUCUGGUAGAGGAGGGGCAGACAGGACCACUGGGACAUCUGGUAGAGGGGGGGAAGACAGGACCACUGGGACAUCUGGUACAGGGGGAACAGACAGGACCACUGAGACAUCUGGUAGAGGAGAGGCAGACAGGCCCACUGGGACAUCUGGUACAGGAGGCACAGACAGAACCACUGGGACAUCUGGUAGCCGAGGGACAGAGAGGCCCACUGGGACAUCUGGUACAGGAGGGAGAGACAGGCCCACUUGGACAUCUGGUAGAGGAGGGAAAGACAGGCCAACUGGGACAUCUGAUAGAGGAGAGACAAAGAGGCCUAAUGGGACAUCUGGAACAGGAGGGGCAGACAGGCUCACUGGGACAUCUGGUAGAGGAGGGACAGAUAAGCUCACUGGGACAUCUUGUAGAGGAGGAACAGACAGGCCCAGUGGGACAUCUGGUACAGGAGGUACAGACAGGACCACUGGGACAUGUGGCAGAGGAGGGGCAGACUUUGGGACAUCUAAUGAUCCAAGUUAAGUCUAAAUCAAGUAGAGUGAUUUUGCCCCGAGCGAGGAGAGACACACACAUAGUUGUCGACCAAGACAUUUUUACAGACAUGAUGGCAGACCCAACGUGGACAUUUACAACUGCACACCAGUCUGCGAGACCUGCAGAUCUGGGCGAUCUAAUUACGAACAUCCUUAAGGCAGGCGCUCCAAAAGCUAGAUCAAGGCGAACUGUGGUCGGACCCUAUCCGAUGUGUCCUCGCGGAUGCACGUCGUGUUCCGCUGUCAACGGCUGUGUGACAUGCGAGAGACGUUACUUCCUGUUCCUGUACCGCCGGAACAUGCGCCAGACGGGGAUGUGCACGCCCAGCUGUCCUCCAGGGUACUUCGGAGUCCGCCAACACUUUCACAACAGAUGCGUCAAAUGUCAAGUGAGUUUCUGCCGGGCCUGCUUCACACGCCAGUACUGCACGCGAUGUUACCGCCCACGCAUAGCCCACAGGGGCGACUGCAUCGACUCCUGCCCCACCGGCCUGCACCUCGCCAACUACUCGUCUGAGUGUAGAAGUAGAGUGGACUGUCUCGUAGGGCCGUGGACAGCGUGGAGCGCAUGCAGACCACGUAGAUGCGGACGCCGACGGCGCUUCCGAGUCCGGUCCAGGAGCAUCCUAGAGUCUCCAUCACCCAAUGGGGGAACAGCGUGUCCCCCUCUUCGAGAGCGACGCGGAUGCCAAGGUGCGCGCGCAGCUUGCAGAGAUUCCUGUCGGCGCCGGAAGCGACAUAAGCGGAAGUGGCGUGACGGUAGGAAGCGGCGGAGGGAGCGCGGGAGAAGGAGAGUUCACGGUCGUGGCUCUGAUACCAGGAAGCGGCGCCGGUGUAGAAGCGGUCGUAACUCGUUACAGCGGUGCAGGCGUCGAAGACACUGUCGUGGCGGAGAAGGUUGACAUCUCCAUAUCGGAAUAUGCCGUGUGGCGUCACCACAGUCUCGAGCUGCCCCAGCUGUUCCCAGUGCGUGGAGGCACAGUGCAGUAUUUGUACUUCUUGUGUAAUCGUCGGAUGUUUCGCUUCUUCAACUGUCCAGAAAUUUACAGUUUUGUCUCCAAUAAAUCUAUGAUUUCUACAAA